UGUACGGGAUCAGCUGUUGGAGUCUGAACCUUGUCUGUGUCACGGCUCAGUGAUCUGUCUUUAAAACUUAUUUUUCCAGAAAGGGUAAUUCCUCCACGGGUUAGGAGUUUGAGGCUCUCACCAUACCGGGGCCCCUCCUUACACCCGCUUGUCCGGUCCCACCUUGUCUGGACAGCUCGCCCUUUCGCCGUCGGUGAUUUUAGUCCUGCUCGUUGGGGGACUCCCAGUCCCGGGGCGAUCUUCCCACCGAGACUCCAGACCCCUCCCCGCUUUGUUGUCGGUCCCCGCGGGGAACCCAGCUCCCCGCCCCGGGCGCCACCAGGAAUGAAGCUGGACAGCGCGGAGGAGAAGUCGCCGGCCGGCCCCUCCAUGCCCGCAGAGGGCUCUCCCCCGACCCUCGAGCAUGCCUUCUCCAAGAUUCUGCACGCGGCAGGCCCGGGCAACGCAAGGAGUGCCAUCCUUGAAGACCUCGGUGCUUUGAUAGAGGCCGCCGAAUGUGACGAACUGUUUGAGGGCGCCAGGAUGCCCGAGACCCUGGGGCAGGUGGCGAAGACCUUGGAGAAGCUCGCAGCCCCACCCAAGGAGAAGGCAGAGGGAGGCGAUGGGGUUUCCGAAGCGCCUGGGAGAGCAACUGGAGUCGGGUUGCUCUUUCUUAAGCUGCUGGGGAAGGUUAAAGCUGCCAAGACUUCUCCCGCCUGCCCUGCGUGGAGGACGGGCCUCCGCCACUUGGCGGGACCCGCGUACGUUUUUGCGGCCACGCACAGGCUGAAGCAGCCGUGGACCAGUCCAAGAUCUCAGAGUGUGGCUGGUGAGGUGCUGUCCUCACUGCUUCGAGUUAUGGAGUGCAGUUCCGUGGCAGGGUUCCUGUGCGGAGAGAACGAAGAGGAUCGAGGGAGAUUUGCCGCGGUCUUGGGCCUUCUUAAACCCCAUUUGAAUAAGGAAUCCUGGAAGAAUAAUCCCGCUGUCAAACAUGUUUUCUCGUGGAGCCUGCAACAAGUCACUCAGCCCUGGCUGAGCCAGCACCUGGAGAAGAUACUUCCUCCAUCUUUGCUCAUCUCAGAUGAUUAUCAGACGGAGAAUAAGAUCCUGGGUGUGCAGUGCCUCCAUCACAUUGUGGUUAAUGUGCCAGCUGCUGAUUUGCUGCAGUACAACAGAGCCCAGGUCGUAUACCAUGCCCUUUUCAAUCACUUGUACAUGCCAGAGCACCACCUCAUUCAGGCCGUGCUCCUGUGCCUCCUAGAUUUAUUCCCUGUCCUAGAGAAAGCUCUGCACUGGAAGGGAGAUGCAGCUCGAGCUACUACACACUGUCAUGAUGUCCUACAACUGAUCCUCACCCACAUGGAGCCAGAGCACCGCCUUCUCUUACGGAGGACUUAUGCCAGAAACCUGCCAGCUUUUGUGAAGAAGUUGGGGAUCCUAACUGUCCGGCACUUGAAGAGGCUGGAGCAAGUUAUCAUUGGUUAUCUGGAGGUUUAUGAUGGACCAGAAGAAGAAACUAGGUUGAAGAUACUGGAAACCCUGAAACUUGUCAUGCAGUAUACUUGGCCCAGAAUUCCCUGUAGAGUUGUCGUCUUGCUGAAGGCUCUCCUGAAACUGAUAUGUGACGUAGCAAGGGACACAAGCCUCACAACUGAGGCCACUAAGUGUGCCCUGCUCCAAGAAGCCACAGACUGCCUGAUUCUCCUGGACCACUGUUCUCAGGGACAGGUGAAGGAUCUCCUGUCUAAAAUUGUCCUGUCCUGUGAAGACCGCACAGUGGUGAGCUGCAUCAGGAAAGUGCAGCAGAGCUCUGCAGCUGUUCCCUGUGAUGUCUCUUAGAUGACUAACCAGCAAGAAAGGGCACUUUUCCUAUCCCAGAUCUUAUGGAUGGAGUUAUGGAAAUUCUAUUUUUAUACUAAAAAGAUUGUAAGUUGGAA
This is a messenger RNA of Mesocricetus auratus (golden hamster), 1916 nucleotides long. It is a transcript of the gene Tti2, whose product is annotated as TELO2 interacting protein 2. NCBI's taxonomy places the organism in Eukaryota, Metazoa, Chordata, Mammalia, Rodentia, Cricetidae. The transcript is spliced from 7 exons. The record is from RefSeq and is a predicted model, not a curated record. The coding region runs from base 325 to 1818 and encodes 497 amino acids. Gene Ontology annotation, cellular component: cytosol; centrosome; nucleoplasm.